AUGGGUUUAAUUGCAGAAGAAAUUACGGGGCUUUAUAGAGUUCGAAAAACAGUGAUGCAAAUGCUGAAAGAUUGGAACUAUAUUUAUGUGCUUUUCCCUGACGAACCAAAAGUUGGGGUCAAGACAAUCAAGAAUUACAUCAAAGGCUUUGUUCAGGAGGAUACAGACAAAGGCAUCGUGGAGGCAGAAUUGUUGGUACAAAAGCAUGUUCUAGUUCCAGAGUAUUGGGAGCUUAAAAAUGAGGUAAAGAAGACUUUGCUGGAGGGGGGUGAACAGACUAUCUUUGCUGGAAAAGUUUCAGCACGCUUGACUGGAGCACUCAAAAUGUCACGAAGUUUGAGGCUUGCCAGGAGUACAACACUAUUUGUAUCUAUAAUCCCAUAA
Rosa chinensis is the source of this 384-nucleotide messenger RNA. RefSeq names its product DNA-directed RNA polymerases II and IV subunit 5A. Gene Ontology annotation, biological process: DNA-templated transcription. The record is from RefSeq and is a predicted model, not a curated record. Gene Ontology annotation, molecular function: DNA binding; DNA-directed RNA polymerase activity. The coding region runs from base 1 to 384 and encodes 127 amino acids. The transcript is spliced from 4 exons. NCBI's taxonomy places the organism in Eukaryota, Viridiplantae, Streptophyta, Magnoliopsida, Rosales, Rosaceae.